This is a messenger RNA of Glarea lozoyensis ATCC 20868, 1188 nucleotides long. RefSeq lists its product as uncharacterized. The record is from RefSeq and is a predicted model, not a curated record. Gene Ontology annotation, molecular function: acyltransferase activity, transferring groups other than amino-acyl groups. The transcript has a single exon. NCBI's taxonomy places the organism in Eukaryota, Fungi, Ascomycota, Leotiomycetes, Helotiales, Helotiaceae. The coding region runs from base 1 to 1188 and encodes 395 amino acids.
AUGACACCCACCACCUCACAUCCCGAUCUCAAUCCUCUCAAAACCUCCCAAUCUCAAUCGUCACGGCAGCCUACCAUCCAUCACGCACUUGUCCCACCAUCUGACGUCUCAGAACUGAUUCUCACACACCCAGCCGACCAAGAACUCCAACACAUUUACAAUCUAACUCACAGUUCAUGGGGCGAUGCUCUGAAACUACCUGAAUACCUUGAAGAAUCAACUCAUCUCGCCAACGCACCUCUCGCCAAAAAUGGGGGUCUGGACGUCUGGAUUCUCACUUCAGCAGAGUCGCAUCCAAAUGAACGACCGAUCCUAAGCGCCUGCGAGACGUUUCUCAAGCGCGCUUUUGUAACUACAUCUGCGCACAAUGGAGUAAAUACAGUCGAAGAAAAGAUUGUUUAUGGUAUCGCUAGCGUCUUUACAAAUCCAGUGUAUCGUGGUAACAGAUACGCUGCCCGUAUGCUCAUCAAACUUUCCGAUGUCUUGAAGAAGAAAGAGGAUUGUGUGGGUAGUAUGUUGUAUUCGGAUAUUGGACCGGAUUAUUAUGCUAAACUAGGCUGGACUCCAACUGAGCGGAAUUCUCAGGUUGAGUUUCAUCCCAAAGCGUAUGAUAAUCUACCAAACGUUGAAAUACUUACUGCAAAUGGAUUGGAAGAGUUGUGUAGACUUGAUGAACGGAUGUUAUACACAAUUCUGGAAAAAGAAAAAGAAGUUAAGAGGAAAAUGGUUGUAGUCCCAGAUUUGCCGCAUAUGCAGUGGCAUCAUGCUAAGGAGGGAUUUGUUUGCCAGAAGCUAUUUGGAAAGAUACCAGAGUUAAAAGGCGCAUCAAUUGGAGCUCCAGGUCAAAAAGUGUGGAUCAUCUGGACACAUAGGUACUACUCAGAUCCAACGAAGUUGCCGAAUGACAACACUCUCUACAUCCUGAGACUGGCUCUGGAGGAUCUCAAUUCCGAAAGUAACGGGCCACACCUAAAAGUACUUAUGGAGACGGCUCAAAACGAAGCAAAAGCUUGGAAUCUAGGAAAGGUAGUGAUGUGGAAUCCUAAGCCGGAGAUUUUGAAGUUGAUUGAGAAAUCCGAAGUAAAAUGCAAGGUCGUGGAGAAGAGAGGAGAUGCUAUAGCAAGCUUGAAAUGGCACGAGCAGGAGAAGAUAGAGUGGGUUGAGAAUGAAAUGUAUGCUUGGUGUUAA